Messenger RNA from Moesziomyces antarcticus, 300 nucleotides. RefSeq lists its product as uncharacterized. The coding region runs from base 1 to 300 and encodes 99 amino acids. The record is from RefSeq and is a predicted model, not a curated record. NCBI's taxonomy places the organism in Eukaryota, Fungi, Basidiomycota, Ustilaginomycetes, Ustilaginales, Ustilaginaceae. The transcript has 2 exons.
AUGAGAAGCACAGCAGUCCGACUUCUCAAGCUCAAGCCGGUGCCCGCGUCGGCAAUUCCGUCGCUCCGUCUGCCUCCCGCCGCGUCUCGCACCCAAGCCGCGUCCGCAGCUUCGUCCGGGGCAGCUCGAACCAAACCGACCAUGGCCAACGUGGCGGCCGAGCUCGAGUCGAAGCUCGUCGCGCGCCAGGAACUCGGUAGCAACGUGCGCUUCUCCGAACACGUCACCAACAAGGAGCUUUACUGGAAGAUCUCCAAGCCACAGCGAGACGUGCUCAAGAAGGUCUUGCGCGAAGCAUGA